Messenger RNA from Lecanosticta acicola, 1272 nucleotides. The record is from the annotation of a GenBank genome assembly. Lineage: Eukaryota; Fungi; Ascomycota; Dothideomycetes; Mycosphaerellales; Mycosphaerellaceae.
AUGUCCAAACGCAGCCUGCUCACCCACAUCACGCCCCUCCCGCCCUCCAUCUCCCGCCAGACAGCCAUCGCCCAGCUCCAUGACCACGCCUCCAUGAUUAAACUCAACCCUCUCGUCCUCCGCCACGAAGAGUGCCCUCCCCCCAAAGCCGCCUCCCCGGACGAAGCCGCCCACGCCAUCUGGUACCAGAUCACAGACCAGAUCACCUACCUCCCCUACAUCCCCGGCAUGAAGGGCGAGGUCGUCUACAAAGCCUGCUUCUACAAUCUCCCCAACGGCCUGCAGACCCACACCUUCGCACCCGCCGGCGUCGAUAUCCGCGGGAAAUGGACCGUGCGAGGCAACAUGCCCGGGGAACCGAGAGAGGAGCGGGAACUGGGCGAGGUCGACGUCCCGAGGGAGGGCUUGUAUGUUCGGGAAGAGGUGGAUCUGAGCUGUAGUAUCUUCAUGAGUGCCUUUAUCCGGAGGAGUAUCAAGAAGGCGCAUGGCGAGAUGGCGGAGAAGCUGAUUGCCCGGGCGAAGGAGAUGCAGGAGUCGGGCCAGUUUCCCACCGCUACCGAGGCCGCCGGUCGCUCUCAGAGUCAGGCGCCUGUCGCUACUGGACAGCCUCAGACCACUGUCGCCGGGACUGGUGGAGAGAGGGGUGGUGGAGGUGAACAGGAUGGCAGCUUGCAGCAGCAUGGCUUGGCUCUGAAUCACAGAACCACGCUGCAUCAUUCCUACGUUCCGCACUGUGCUUGCGAGGGAACGGCGCACGGCAGGAGUUGUCCUCUCUUCACACCUUCCGAUACGUAUCGACAGAGCUAUUUCGACCCACAGUUGAAGCCCGGCAUUCACCCCACGCCUUUCUACCCGCCAUCUGUGCCUUCUUCGCUGUCGCAUUCGCAGUCUUCUUCGGCAUCCCAUUCGUUCGAGCGAGGCCAUCCACAGGAACUGUAUGGCUCAGCCGGGAUGAACCAAUGUCUCUGCACAGGAGGACUGCAUGAGGAUGGAUGCGCAUUCUAUCCCGGGCUCAGACUGCCGGGUUUGACGCCCUCGUCCCUGCCUGCUACGCCCUCGGCUUCAUCUGCCUUGCAGUCGCGGCCGAUGAGUCCAUUGCCUCCACCACAGCCUCGACACUCCGAGGACAUCUUGAGCAGCGGCCUCGGGCAGGAUUGGAUUCCGCAAGGUCAUGUUGCGCUUGCCGAGCUUUCUGCGAAUCGAGCCUCUUUGGAUGUCGAGAGCCGCGGCCCGCUUACGCCACACUUCUCGAGGCCAUUCCGAAAUGGCUGA